AUGCCCCUCCUCGCGGGCUCCGCCCUGCUAGUGCUGCUCCUAGUACUCCCCCAGGUGCAUGCCUUUGGAGCAGGAAAUAUUGCUUCGAUCUCGGCAAUUGAAGGCAAGAACUGGCGCCAUGGAGAUAUUGAAGAUGUACUCAAAACACUGGCCUUUAUCCACGGCCACAAAUGGACCUCCACCAUGAUCAAGCGCGUGUACUUUGGCAACUGGCUGCGUGACUAUUCGCAGGCUAUGGACGUCGGCACUCUCAAGAGUUUGCAGGCCGAGACAAUCCGUGUGUUGGUGUGGGUCCUGUCGUUCCUGAGUUUCGGCUAUGCAACUGGUGAAUUCGAGGUCACCUCGGAUCGUCUGGGGGUGUAUCGCCCAGAGGAACACAUUGACAACCCCAAGGACUAUGCUGAUAAUGAAGAUGCGCGGCAAUUCGACAAGCGUCUGCGGCCUCCGGUGCGGAACGUGGAACUGGAAAUUGACCAAAACACCGGCAUGAAGAACUAUAUUGCCAAUGAGCGGGGCGACUGGGCCACCAGCGCGGCUUAUAUCAAAUUCAGUCUUAGUCGGAGCAUCCACUUUGGACGGAUGUAUACCCAUGGCGGACAGAAAAAGGGCAAUGAAGAAGACCUGUGCGAAGCACUGCGCUGUCUGGGCCAAGGCUUGCACACCCUAGAGGACUUUGCCGCACACACUAACUAUGUGGAGUUGGCGUUGCGCGAGAUGGGCAUGCAGAAUGUCUUCCCGCACACAGGUACCAACACCCAGAUCAACCUCCAUGGACAUCGGGUGUUCCCACUUGUGACGGGCACCUUUGGUAUGGUGGAUUUCUUCCACUCGGUGCUGGGAGAGGCAACAGACCACUUUGCUCAGUCCGAAGUGAAUGAAAUGGAUCUGGCGCUGGGCGAUGCGGAAACGAGCGCCCAGUCGAAUAACUCCCUGGGUGCGUUGACUGGGCUUCUGGGCAAGAUCCCCGGUACCAAAGAGCUUGUUCAGGAGGCCGAGGGCUUGAAGAGGUCGUCGGCUGCACAGGACAUGGCCAAUCGGAGCCGGGGUGCUGCGGCGGGCUAUGCAGAGUCCUCUCAUGGCCAGCGAAGUCGUGCUGGGCCUGAUCAUGCUUCGAGCACCGCAAAGCCGGGUGCCGGGUUCGAGGGUAUGCCUGAUUUCAAUCCCCAGGAGACGGUGGCCAAGAUCUACCCGAUUCUCCAAUUCCGGGAUAAGGUCGUGCGCAAGUUGGAUUCGAUCAUUGAAAAGAUCCCUGGUCUGGAAGCCCUGGUCGAGAAGAUCUCAGAGACCCUGACUGUGGUGAUCAUGUCGCUUCUGGCUCCAUUCGUGCGUCCCUUGAUCAAGGCGGCGUCCAAAUCGCUGCAGACUGGAUCCGCGGGUGUGAUCGAUGCCUCUGGCAAGCAUCAGUACGAGCCGUGGACUGACCCCCACUGCACUGAUCCCACUCACUCUCUGCUUUCAAAGGAUCACUUUGCAAACAUUCUGAACGAGCCCGCUGGUCAGGUCGCAUCCUCGAUCGUCGAGUAUGUCGCGCCUCGUGUCCUGUAUGCCUGGCAACACAUCGACGUCCCAGAAAACGAGGUCCUCGACGACUGCCUUCAGGUAUUCCACCACCCCGCACUACGCAACAUGCGCAACGACGCGCACCGCACGAUGUUCGAAUCCGUUGAAAAAUGGGCCCACAGUCGUCCCGACCGCGGCGCUUCCCUCAACAACAUCCUCAGCUCCGAAGGUGUGCGCUCAGGUCGCAACACCGGCGGCGUAAGCCACACCCACAGCGGUGGUCACGGCGGAUUCGCAACACUCGGAAACAAACCUCACGGCCAAAAGCCGAGCCAUGGCCAAAGUCAUGGACACGGUAGCAGCCAAGGGCACUCCUCUGGAUCAGGAUUCUCCUCAUUCCUCUCCGGCCAAAGCAGCAAUCAUCAAAACAGCAGCUCCGGCUCCGGCUCCAGCGUCCCAUGGGAUAAACUCUCCAACCUUCCCAUCCCAGGAAUGUCCAACCUCAACAAACUGAACAAGUUCUCCAACCUCAUUCCAGGCGGAUUGACCCGCGAUAUGGACGAAUCCCAAUCUCAGCACUCAUACCAAUCCCAACACAAUGGGCCUUCUGGGUAUGAGCCAGUGCACUCGCACCCACACCCUCAUGCCGAAUAUCAGAACUCGCAGCUCGAAUAUUCGCACUCGAACCAGCACGGCUAUCGGCCAAGCGGCCAGAAUCCGUAUCCGGAUUAUGACCAACAGCAACUUCAUCGACAACCAGAGUAUUCGGGCCAUGUACCACGCGUCGAUGCACACCACGAUCAUAAUGUGCCACACGACCAUGGCGGUCACCAUGGCCGGCAUGGUCACGGUCAUCAGGGCCAUCACGACCAUCACGAUCACGGCUCUAGCCACGGUCACGCACAUGGCCAUAGUCAUGGGCACGGAUCCAGGUAUUAA
Messenger RNA from Penicillium olsonii, 2439 nucleotides. The record is from the annotation of a GenBank genome assembly. Lineage: Eukaryota; Fungi; Ascomycota; Eurotiomycetes; Eurotiales; Aspergillaceae.